Molecule: messenger RNA, 576 nt
Organism: Saccostrea cuccullata (small rock oyster)
Lineage: Eukaryota; Metazoa; Mollusca; Bivalvia; Ostreida; Ostreidae
Exons: 4
Coding region: 73-576 (167 amino acids)
Source: RefSeq, a predicted model, not a curated record
CCAACCCGUUUGCAACCUCUGUCUCAAAUUGUCAUCGUGCGUAGUAUUGGUAAAAUCUAUUGCGGAAAGUUGAUGAUCACGAUGGAUCCACCAAAGAAAACAAAGUUUCAGGACCAGAUACAGUCUGCAACUGCACAGAAGAUUUACAUCCUGGAAGACAUCGAAAUUAGAAAAUACAAAGAUGGAGGGAUCUAUGGCAAGGCAAGCAUUUUGUGUGCCAAGACCUACUUUGGAUGUGUGCAUGACUUAAUCGUAACAAAUGAGGCCAUCUUCCCAAAGAUAAGGGCAGACAGCUGCUACUUAGUAGUUGACUACCUCUUGCUUCAGAAUGGACUGCUGAAAAUGACAGAGGCUACUAAACUAAUGGACACAGCCAGGCCCACAAUUAACCAAUCGGUUGUCACCCAGUGGAAAAAUCCACAGCUGGUUAAGGUAGCAGAACUGACAGCCCUGAAAAAGGGCGACAGGGUGUCAAUUAAAGGAACUGUGACGAAGGUGUCAUCACUGCUGGAAACCGAAGUCAGCAAAAGAAAGAUCAUUUCAAUUGAAGAAGACGGAAAUGUUGGUGGAAGUUAA